UUCGACGCGAGAAGAUGGUGCUACUCUCAACGCCCGAGGCCGAGGCGCCGACCGAGACGACGAGCCGCCGCCGCCGCCACCGCCGGCCGCUCUCGCUCGAGCAAAAGGAGCUUUGCCGGCAGCGGUCCCGCGUCUACUACAUGGAGCACAAGGACCGGGUCCUCGCCAAGUCCAAAGCGCGCUACGAGUUCAACCGCGACGAAGAGCGCGCGCGCCGACGGGAAAUCUACGCGCUCAAAAAAGCCGCCAAAAAGCCAAAGACACACGGGCUCGAAGCGCCGCCCGUGAAAACGUCGAUCCAGUUUCUCCUCAACUGA
Messenger RNA from Saprolegnia parasitica CBS 223.65, 317 nucleotides. RefSeq lists its product as hypothetical. The transcript has a single exon. Bases 15 to 317 code for a protein of 100 amino acids. NCBI's taxonomy places the organism in Eukaryota, Oomycota, Saprolegniomycetes, Saprolegniales, Saprolegniaceae. The record is from RefSeq and is a predicted model, not a curated record.